This is a messenger RNA of Tachysurus fulvidraco (yellow catfish), 2730 nucleotides long. RefSeq names its product serum response factor-like. Bases 661 to 1773 code for a protein of 370 amino acids. Gene Ontology annotation, molecular function: DNA-binding transcription factor activity, RNA polymerase II-specific; protein dimerization activity; serum response element binding. The transcript is spliced from 7 exons. NCBI's taxonomy places the organism in Eukaryota, Metazoa, Chordata, Actinopteri, Siluriformes, Bagridae. Gene Ontology annotation, biological process: positive regulation of transcription by RNA polymerase II. The record is from RefSeq and is a predicted model, not a curated record.
CACGUAAACGUCCGUGCGCGGAUUGUGUGCGAGAACAUUGUCAUAUUGUGACCAUAAUUUUUCGUAUUUUUAAAAAAAAAAAGUCGUUGUGUAUAAGUGAAAUAAAGCGAAUAUGUCUGAUAUAUGUGAUUAUAUCGGAUAACAUGGUAUAAAUGAUGAAGACUAGGUAACAUGGCGGAUUGAUACGUGUAAUCAGACGCCAUGUCCAUUUGUGGCACUUCAGGAAACUUUCCUGUGUAAACUUUAGUAACUGUAACUAAUGUUUCUCUUUGAUAGGUUAUUAUGGUCCGUUAUUCUUGGAUAAUUUCUUUAUCAUCCUAAUAUCAUUGCCUGUUUUCGUUCGUGCUCUUGUUUUGGAAACUUGUCCGUUCUUCCAAAGACGUGUGAGAAGUCAUUCUGUCUUAUGCUAACAUAGUUAGCCGUGCGCGUGGCCUGAACGCUAUUGCAUAGACAGGAGAACUAUUUAUCUUAUACGGGAUUAUAGGGUGCUUGUAAAACUUGUUUAUUAUUGCAAAUAGUAUUGUGGUGUCUUCGAGAAAAUGUCUCGGAACCAGUAAUGGAAGAAGGAAGAGAUCAGAACUGAAGACUGUUUAUCUCCAGCUCUAUUGCGGGGCUUUAGCUCAGGAACAUCCGCGUUAAAAGCUGCAUGACAGUGGUGAGAUGGAGCAUCUGUCGUCCGGGAAUAAUCAGAUCUUGAGCGGCUCGGAUGCAGACUCGGACACGGCAGAGGAGGAGGAGCCGGGCUGCAUGGAGAGGAGCAGCGAACAGCAUCGGAGAGCAGGGCGAGAACACGGCGCCCCUGCACCGGCCACAGGUCGCGCCAUGGUCGGCGGAGUAACAGGCGCUAAACCAGGCAAAAAGACCCGCGGGAGAGUCAAAAUUAAAAUGGAGUUCAUUGACAACAAGCUGAGACGGUAUACCACUUUCAGCAAAAGAAAGACUGGCAUCAUGAAGAAGGCAUAUGAGCUUUCCACCCUCACUGGGACUCAGGUGCUGCUGUUGGUGGCCAGUGAGACAGGUCACGUGUAUACAUUUGCAACACGGAAGCUGCAGCCAAUGAUCACGAGUGAGACAGGCAAGGCACUGAUCCAAACCUGUUUAAAUUCACCUGACUCUCCACGCUCCGAUUCAGCUGCUGAUCAGAGGAUGAGUGCUACGGGCUUUGAAGAGACCGACCUCACAUAUCAGGUCACAGAGAGCGAUGGCAGCAUAGAGGAGAAGGAAGUUAACAAGUCUGCAGGAACUGUAAUGAGCAGCAGUGUAGAGACACCCUCCACUUCCUCUGCUCAGUCAGAGAGCAGCGGAACGCUGCUUCCUACUGCCACCUGUUGGUCAGUGUCCAACGGUACGUUGGUGAAGACGUCUACCUCUGCAACUGGAGUAGUGCAGCUCCCCGCUGGAUUCACGCUCUUGCCUGGUACAGCAGUGUCUCAAUCGACUGAGAGCAGUGAAGUGCAGAAUUUUAACAGCGCAGCUGGAAGUCACUCUGCAGUGAUGACCUCCUCAAUAGCGGGACAUGUUAUCUGCCCGAGCGCAGUGGUGUAUGCUAACUCGGCCUCUACAUUAACGGAUCACCCACUCACACAUGAUAAUCUUUCUGGGUGUAUGUUUUCAGUUCCUCAGAUGUUCCUCACAUCUCCUAACGGAACGGUUCAGAUUCCAGUCUCUGCUGUUCCACUGCAUUCGAUGUUGAUAAAUCAACAGAACUCCAGCAGCACACACACUUUGACAGAGUUACGUGGCGUCAACUUGGACAAUUCGAAAUCAGAGUGAUACACACUAAGUGUGUGUAAUGGGACAAGUGUGUUUUCAAUGCAGAACAGUAUAUAUAUUUUUAAUUAUGGUUUAUAAUAAUUAUGGCAACUCUUCUUCCUCUUACUGUUUCCUCAAUUCAGUUACACAUGUUCAUACAGACUCUCACGUGCACACACUCUAAUUUGUACACUGCACAUUACACAGCUGUUUUUUUUAAUGUUUUUAAAUAAACUUCAAACCAAUCUCCAAACUGUUUAGUGGGGAACAUAUUACUGCUUUCAGUCCGUAUCUGCCCGUGCGUGUGUCUGCGUGCUCGUGCGUGUGUCUGCGUGUCUCUGUGCAUUCGGGCAUGUCUCUGUGCGUGCGUGUAUGUGUGUCUUUCUGCGUGUCUCUCUGUGUGUUUGUGUGUGCGUCUGUCUACAGCUGUGUGAAAGAUUUUACUGGAGUGUUCUAGCACUGUCAUGGCAAACUGGGUUUCUUUACAUCACUAUCAUGAACACAAUGUUACACUGAUAACACCAGCUUCAUCACCACAGAGACACUUAACAGUUGUGUUUAUGCUCCACAAUAUAUGUCUGAACAUGCUAUGACACAUCAGAUCAUCACACCUGCAGCAUGGCCGAAAUGUGGUCAUCUGAAAUCACAAUGCAUCUUAGUAAACGUGCGAUGUGAGAUGUGAGGGAGAACAUGUAGAGAUUUAGCUAUACAUCAGUGUAAUUACUGUAAGUGUUACGCUCCAGGUUUGACACGUUCUACACCUUUAUCUAACUAUACACUUUAAGCUCUCAUUUUACAGUCUACAUUAUAAACCCUAACUUUGCAUUCAACACUUUGCACACUUUAGUGAAAUUUUGAAUGGUGUAGAGUUUUAAUAAGAUUAAAAGGCUGUAGACAAUGUAAGUCUGAAUGCAUCGUUGAAGAUUUCACUUCAUGUACGGCUGUGAAUGAAAAAUAAAGCAGGAUGUGUUUGGUGCA